Messenger RNA from Scylla paramamosain (green mud crab), 3179 nucleotides. RefSeq names its product zwei Ig domain protein zig-8-like. The record is from RefSeq and is a predicted model, not a curated record. Bases 1592 to 2752 code for a protein of 386 amino acids. Gene Ontology annotation, biological process: synapse organization. NCBI's taxonomy places the organism in Eukaryota, Metazoa, Arthropoda, Malacostraca, Decapoda, Portunidae. The transcript is spliced from 7 exons. Gene Ontology annotation, cellular component: neuron projection membrane.
AUAACCACUCAUACAUCCAUCUUUACAAAAAUUCUUCUAACACAUUGUUGCCUCUUCCCAAACCCUCCCACUCCCUGUCUGUCUGCCUGUACUGGUACGAGUAUGUUAUUCCUGACAGCAUUCCCUCUCCCUGACUAUUCUCCACUCAUAUAUUUUUUUUCAUGCAAGUAUAUUAUCCAAUUAAUUUUCCAUCUUCAAUCCAUUAUCUAAUUCUGGAUGAUACUUUCUGACCUCUCUAAAGACUUGCACGAUGUGAACUUUUUUUUUAGUUUUUCUUCCCUUUGCCAGUGUCCGUCUUUCAUGAUAAAACGGCAUAUCAACCCUAGCACAGUGUUCCCUCUUUCUAAACCUUUCUCACUCUGUUUUUACAAGUGCAUUAUUCCUGCUAACCCCGCUUUCCCUCUCCCAGAAUCUGUCUCUCUCCAUCUGUCUAUCUUUACGUGUUUGCUUAGUCCUCCUGACACGGUUUCUUCUUCGUCCUACUUUUUUUUGUCUUUUACUAGUGUAUUAUUACUUGUGACAGUUUCCUCUUUCUUACUAUUUUCCACUUUAUUUGUCUUUACAAGCAUAUCAUUCCUUUUGACAGUGUUUGCUUUUCUCGAAUCUUUCCUACUUCCUGAUAUAUCAAUGAACCUUGGCUUUAAGUUGACUGUUAUAGUAAAUGAUACCUGUAUAUGUUUUCAAAGGCCAAUAAACUUGUCAGUUCUAAUGUCAAUGUCAAUAUAUUAAUCCUUUGUUUCCCGACGUGUCCCCUCUAUUCGAGUUUUUCCAAUGUCUGCUUAUCUUUACAUGUAUAUUAUCCCUUCUGACAGUGUUCCAUCUUUUCCAAGCUUCCCUCUGCCUGAAUCCUCCCACUCAUAUCCGUUCACUUUUGCAGGCAUAUUAAUCAUGACACUGUUUCCUCUCCUCCAAUUUUUACACUCUAUUUUUGCGGUGCAUUACCUUUGACGCAGUGUUACUUCUUCUUAAAUCUGUUCCACUAUUUGUAUGUCUUUACAAGUAUAUAUUUUCCUUCUCUCUUUGUCGUUGCUAAUUCCUUUUCCCGAUGUGUCCCCUCUUUCCGAUCUUUUUUUCACUUUCUCUGGUCUGUCUUUACAAGUAUAUAAACCCUUCUGAUGCAAUGUUCUUUCUUUCUGAACCUCUGUAUGUCUUUACUAAUAUUUUUUUUUUCUUUUCAUGCCGUGUACCUCUUUUUUUUUCUGGCUUUACGAGUAUAUGUUUUGCUUCUGACUGUGUACCCUCUUCUCGAACCUUUUUCCGCUCUUUCUGUCUGUCUUUACUAUUGUAUGAUUCCUUUUAACGCUGUGUCACCUCUUCCCUCGAUACUUCCCCACUCUCUACCUUUCUUUACAAGUAUAUUAAUGUUUCUGAGAGUGUUCCAGCUCUACGUAUGUCUCUUCACAAGUAUAUUAAUCAUUCUGAUACGGUGUUCCCUUACCCUGAAUCUCUAUCACUCUGUACGUCUCCUUACAAGUAUACCAAUUCUGGCAGUGUGUUCCCUCUUGCUGAAUCUUUCCAAUAUCUAUUCGUCUGUCUCUAUGAAUAUACUAGCCAAUCUGACAAUUUCUCCUCCCCAAACCCUUGCUAGUAUAUGUCUAUGUUUCCAAGCAAUAUUAUUCUUCCUAACCCCGCGCUCCCUCUCCCCUCAGGCGUGGGUCUGGCGGAGGGGUGGUGGGGUCAGCCGCCGGAGUUCGGAGUGACGGACAGCAAGGUAACGGUGCAGCAGGGGAGCACUGCCAAGCUGCCCUGCGUCGUGUAUCACCUCAAUGACAAAUCUGUCACGUGGCUAAGGCGGCGCGACCUUCACAUCCUCACAGUCGGUCACCACACCUACUCUGCUGACCAGCGAUUCCAGGCGGUGCAUGCGGAGGGCAGCAACGAGUGGACGCUGGUGGUGCGCUACGCUCAGGUUCGCGACUCAGGUGUUUACGAGUGUCAGGUGAACACGGAGCAGAAGAUGUCGCGGCCCGUAACCCUACACGUGCACGAUCCUCAUCGCGUGGUGACUCAAACCAAAGUAUUCGUCGCAAACAACACAGCCUCCACUAAAGACGGCAAGCUUCGGGUGGAGAUCCUUGGACUCCGCGAGAGGUACAUUGAGGAAGGCUCGUCUCUCACCCUCACUUGCCUGGUUACCUCGGCACGGAAGCCCUCCACCCUCGUGUACUGGUACCAUGACACCAGCCUUAUCGACUACAACUCCCCGAGGGGCGGCGUCGACCUCAAGAUCGAUCGCAGAAAAGGACAGACCACAGCUCGUCUGGUGGUGUCUGCAGUGGGACCUGGAGACUCUGGCAUGUACUCCUGUGUUCCCCAAGGCUCGCACCCGGCCACUGUCCUGGUUCACGUGCAGAGAGGAGAACACGAAGCUGCAAUUCAGCAAGGAGGACUCGGAGAAACAUCCUCUUCCUCCUCCUCUUCCUCCUCCUCCUCCUCUUCUUCCUCCUCCUCUUCCUCCUCCUCCUCCUCUUCCGCUUCUUCCUCUUCUCCCUUCACCGCCUCGCCCUCUCAUCUCUUGCUCACUCUCCUCCUCACAUUUCUAUCUUUAAACCUCUCACUAUUUAAUCCAGUUAUUCUCUCACUUCUCUCUCUCACUCUCCUCUCACUCUCUCCUUUAAGUCACGUGCUUUAUUACUUUUCUCCCUUGUCUUUGUUUUUUUCCUCCACUUGUCUCUUUCUCUUCUUACUUUUGCUCCACACAUCAAAAUAUUGCUCUGGUUCUCUCCUCCACUUCCUCCCUCUUAAUAUUUAAAUAGUUUUUUCUUCUUCUUCCUCCUCCUCCUCUUCUUCUUUUUCUUCUUACUCCUCCUCCUCUUCUUCAUCAUCCUUUCACGUUUUCAUGACUAUUUUCGAGAGUCGAAUAACCUGAUUCAUGCACAGCAAAAUACGGAAAAUAAAGAAAAUUACGUUAUAUUUUUUCUUCAAGGAUACCGACAUACACACACACACAGACACACACACACACACACACACACACACACACACACACACACACACACACACACACACACACACACAGUUACCUUCGCCUGCACUACGUAACCUUCUCUGAAUUUCAACACAAUCUUUUAAGAAAUCUUCGUCUUGAAAUACUACUACCACCACCACCACCACCACCACCACCACCACCAUCACCACCACCACCACCACCACCACCAUCACCAGCACAGACACGUUCA